Molecule: messenger RNA, 1626 nt
Organism: Penicillium chermesinum
Lineage: Eukaryota; Fungi; Ascomycota; Eurotiomycetes; Eurotiales; Aspergillaceae
Product: major facilitator superfamily domain-containing protein
Exons: 6
Coding region: 1-1626 (541 amino acids)
Biological process (GO): transmembrane transport
Cellular component (GO): membrane
Molecular function (GO): transmembrane transporter activity
Source: RefSeq, a predicted model, not a curated record
AUGGCGACGGUUGUUGCGACUCAGACCCAGGCCGAGGCGCUGGAGCUUGAACUUCCAACCAAUGCCUCAUUUGGACAACGGCGCACUGCGGACUCGCAGCGACUUGGUCGGCACUUAUCUGACUCUAGGCCUGAAGAAUUGAACUAUGAUGCUUCUAGCACAGAUACGUCGAAUAUGUCCCGUACAAGGGCCACCAUCCUGGUGACCACUCUGACAGGCCUCACUUUCGUCGGAAGCAUGAGCACCGGCCUACUCACUAUUGGACUGCCAUGGAUUGCGGCCGAUUUGAAUCUCCCGGAUAGUCUGCUCCUCUGGCCAGCAUCAGUAUACUCUCUGGCCAACGGAUGCUGCCUAUUACUAGCAGGAUCUCUGGCAGAUUUCCUUGGAAAUCGCAUGAUCAAUCUGCUCGGCUGCUUCUUCCUAUCCGUCUUCAUCCUGGCCUGCAGCGUCUCUCAAACCGGCAUCCAGCUGAUUUUGUUCCGAGCUUUCCAAGGCAUUGCCACGUCGAUGUGUCUUCCAACCGCAUUCAGCAUUCUGACAGACACAAUGCCUGCCGGUAAGCGGCGGAACAUAGGAUUCGCUUGCUUGGGACUGGGGCAGCCCUUCGGGUUCUCGGUUGGGUUGGUCCUCGGGGGCAUCUUCCAGUCCUCAGUCCUUGGAUGGAGAUUCGGGUAUUAUCUAUGUGCGGGGGCCAUGUUCAUCCUCACGCUCGUGAAUUAUUUCAAGCUGCCGAAAGACAGCCCCAGAGAGCCUUUUACAUUCUAUAGACUCCGCACGGAGAUUGACUGGGUUGGAAUCGUGCUGUCGAGCUCCUCCUUGGGACUUAUCUCCUAUGUUUUUGCCGUCAUUACUGAUAGCCCUUCGAACGUCGAGAAGGCGGAGAAUAUCGCACUUCUCUGCAUCGCAACCGGCAUGAUCCCUGCGUUUUGUACCUGGAUGUGGUGGCGGGAGAAGAACGGGAAAUCCGCGCUGAUCCCGAAUUCCCUUUGGAAGAACACGGCCUUUGCUUCCAUCUGCGUGAUGGUCCUUUUCUCUUGGGCCGUUCUGAACGGCAUGGAGACGAUUCUCAGUCUAUUCUUCCAAGAGGUGCAGCAGCUCCCCGCAAUCCAAGCGGCUCUCCGGUUCAUGCCAAAUGUCAUCAUUGGGAUCGUUCUUAACCUGGGAACGGGUCUCCUGGUUCAUCGAUUCCACGCCAAUUACCUUGUCCUGAUUACGACAAUAUUGAGUGCUGGCUCGCCGCUCCUGAUGGCUAUUAUUGAUCCAGAGUGGUCGUGGUGGUACUGUGCUUUCUGGGCUGUCCUCUUGGGACCCUUGUCAGCUGACGUGAUCUUCACGGUCGCCAACCUUAUCAUCGCGGAUAGCUUCAGUCCCAAGACCCAAGGUCUUGCAGGAGCUGUGUUCAACACCGUUUCGCAAUUCGGCACCUCGAUUGGGCUGACGAUAUUCGCUAUCAUCUCUGCAGGAGUCACCGACCGAUCCUCGUAUCCCGAUAAAGGGUCCCCCGAUGCCCUGAUGAUGGGGUAUCGGGCCGUGUUCUGGACCUGUUUCGGGCUUAUGCUGGCUGCCUCGGGCGUGGGCGCAUGGGGCCUGCGUCGUGUAGGGAAAGUUGGUCUCAAGAGUGACUGA